Molecule: messenger RNA, 1416 nt
Organism: Notothenia coriiceps (black rockcod)
Lineage: Eukaryota; Metazoa; Chordata; Actinopteri; Perciformes; Nototheniidae
Product: protein-glutamine gamma-glutamyltransferase Z-like
Exons: 4
Coding region: 25-690 (221 amino acids)
Biological process (GO): peptide cross-linking
Cellular component (GO): mitochondrion
Molecular function (GO): protein-glutamine gamma-glutamyltransferase activity
Source: RefSeq, a predicted model, not a curated record
AUCUCUCCUUCAUCUGCAGAAGAAAUGCCUCCUGGUUUGGAGGUGUCCCUAAGCCUCAAGAGGGUGCCAACAGUGGGUGAGAGCAUCGUCAUGUUUGUAAUGGUCAGGAACAACUCGAGCAGCUCCCGGGUUCUGAUGGAGCACGUCAACGCUCAGCUGAAGGAGUACAACAGAAACGCACAGGAGAGCUUCUGGAAGUCUCACAAAGAAGAGUGCAUAAAGGCGGGGGAAGUUCUGAAGCUGGAACACUCCAUCCUUCCCUCUGAGUACGAGUCUGUGCUGGCCGAUGAUGACAUUAUGAAUGUGGCCGUUGUGAUAAAGGACCUCCUGACGAAAGAAAGGUUCCUGGCCACGCAGGAGUUCAACGUAACCUCACCAAAGAUAACCGUGGAGAUUGAAGGAGGGGGCAGCAUCCAGAUGAAGAAGGAGUACAAAGCCCAUGUGUCCUUCACCAACACAUGCAGCAAUAGUGUGAAUGGAGCCGUGCUGACAGUAGAGGGGUCUGGCCUGCUGCAAGGCAAACAGGAAUCCAGGAUGGCUAUCCUGAAGCAGGACGAGAAGAUAGAGAAGACAGUGACCAUCAUGGCCGCUUGCCCCGGCACUAAACUGCUGAAGGCGACUUUCUCACACAGUAAAAGCCCCAAAGCCAUUUCCAGAACCUUCCACAAAGUCACCGUCGUGAGUGCAUGACACUCAUGAGUCCAUCCUCCAGAAAAGCUCCAGGAAAUUAUUUUCUUUGCAGUAAGACCUGGACAGUGACUUUGUUUUAUUGUUAAAAUGUUGUGUUUUGGUAGUCUCCAUUCAUUGAUCCAUUCAAAAUAAUCAACAUACACGAUAUUCUGUAACGGUGAUCGGGUAAAUCAAAGUCAGAGAACAAUAUUUCUGUAUUAUAUCAUACAUGGUUUGAUCAUUUAAAAAAAUAUCCAACAGGUUUUACAUACAUGUACCAUACUAUACACAAAACACUUUUUAUAUAUGAUAAUAUGAAUAUAUCAUAGUAUUUAGUACUUGUCUUCUUUACCUUUUCUUUUGGAGUUGCAUACAUACAUUUCCAUCAGUAAACUCAACCAGCGGAUUGUCUCAGAAAUGUCAGGCAAAACGAAAUGUCUCUAAUAUGAUUGGUAGCAACCUAUAGAAAAAAAUCACUUAUUAAGUAGCCAGUUUCAAAAAGAUCUGAUGACAGCAUUAUGAGUAUGUCUUCACACUGAUGGUUCAUAUAUAAAGAAUACACACUGUAUACUUUUCACUUUAUGAUUAUAAAGAAGGGGCCUUAUGUGAAUUAUGAUUAAAUAGUUAUCACAAAGAUACGAGAUAAUGUCAUGAUUCCUUAACCUCUACUAGUGAGUCAGAUCAUGGGAAACUUAGUUGCCUUUAACUUUCAAAGUGCUUUACAGAUUAAAAGCAAAAGACAUUUGA